Molecule: messenger RNA, 1644 nt
Organism: Neurospora tetrasperma FGSC 2508
Lineage: Eukaryota; Fungi; Ascomycota; Sordariomycetes; Sordariales; Sordariaceae
Exons: 3
Coding region: 1-1644 (547 amino acids)
Biological process (GO): ribosome biogenesis
Cellular component (GO): Noc4p-Nop14p complex; small-subunit processome; nucleolus
Source: RefSeq, a predicted model, not a curated record
AUGCCUUCAACAGUAAAAGUCCAAGCCGCGAAGCCGGUUGUCAAGCGGAAACGCUCCGAGAACGGCGAACCCAUCAAGAAGCGCAGAAAGUCCGAGGCCGGCGAGGAAAAGGAAGACCUCGCAUCGCAAAUCCAGAAUCUCGAAUCCCAGAUCAACGAGUCCAGGAAGCACUACAACAACAUCGCUACCCUUAUAGAGUACGCCGAAAAGCAGAAUGAAGACCCCAAGACCGCCAUCGCCGCCGCCGAAGCUCUGUGCCGCGUGUUCGUUCGCCUACUCGCCUCGGGCAGUUUGGUCAAGAAGAAGGAUGCUUCGGAGAAAGAUGCGACCGUCGCAAAGUGGCUUCGGGAUCGCCUGACCGACCACCAUAAGGCUCUUGUCGCCAUGUUCAAGAGCACCAAGCUUGCCACCCAGGCUCUCGUUCUGGCUAUGGCUUUGCUGAAGGCGGAAGCCCAGUACCUGGAGGGCAAGGACGAGGCCGUCUUUCCUUGGCCUCUCUUCAAUGCCAUCAUCAGUGCGCUUCUAACGUCGCCAGUCGAGGAGGUGCGUGAUGAAUUUUGUGACAAGUUCAUCGACGAGUAUGACGACAUUAGAUUUUACACGUUUGAGGGAAUCAAGGACUUCCUUACAGAACGCGAGUCGGUCGAUGAAGAGCUACAAAACACAGUGUUUAAUUUCCUCCUCAAGAUGGAGGAUAUCCCAGAGUCAUCCGAAGACCUUGAGGACUUCUAUAUCGAGCAACCCGUCAAGAAGAAGCACCCACUGCGGUCCUUGUCGCAGCAUAAGAAGAGGGCACAGGAAGCUUGGCUGGCUUUGAUGCACCUGGGUCUGAGUAAGGAGCAGAGAAAGAAGGUGUUGGACGUCAUGGCAUCCUCAAUUGCGCCAUGGUUCAUCAAGCCCGAGCUCCUCAUGGACUUCCUUACCGACUGCUACAACACUGGCGGCUCUAUCUCGCUCCUGGCCCUUUCCGGUGUGUUCUACCUGAUCCAGGAACGCAACCUGGAUUACCCGUCUUUCUAUCAGAAACUCUACUCCUUGCUGGAUACCGACAUCCUCCAUUCCAAGUACCGCUCACGCUUCUUCCGCCUCCUCGAUACGUUCCUGGGCUCGUCCCAUUUGCCCGCCGUCCUGGUGGCAAGCUUCAUCAAGCGUCUGGCCCGUCUCGCCCUCAACGCACCACCAAGCGCCAUUGUUGUCAUCGUUCCGUGGUUCUACAACCUGUUCAAGAAGCAUCCUCUCACCACAUUCAUGAUGCACCGUAUACCGCGGACCAAGGAGGAGAAGGAGCUGAUCGAGAAGGAGGGAGUCCUUGACCCUUUCCUUCCUGACGAAGAGGACCCUAUGGAGACCCACGCCAUUGACAGUUCUCUGUGGGAGAUUGUGCAGUUACAGUCUCAUUACCACCCCAACGUUGCGACCAUUGCCAAGAUCAUCUCUGAGCAGUUUACAAAACAGGCUUACAACCUGGAGGAUUUUCUGGACCACUCCUAUGGCAGUCUUAUCGACGCAGAGAUGUCCAAGGAAGUGAAGAAGGCUCCGGUCAUCGAGUUCAUGAUCCCGAAACACAUUUUUACCAAGGCCGAUCCUGGCACAGAGCAGACUGAUAGCCCGUUGGUCAGUCUAUGGGAUUUUGGUUCAUCGUAA